AUGUCCUUGGCUCCAAAUGAUGUUCAUCAAAACCAAAUACAGUUUGCCCUAGAGAGAGGCAUUCCUGCCUAUCUUGGUGUUCUUGGGACUAAGAGGCUUCCAUAUCCGAGCAGAUCUUUCGAGUUCUCCCAUUGUUCCCAUUGUAGAAUCGAUUGGCUUCAGAGGGAUGGUAUUCUUCCUCUUGAACUCGAUAGGGUACUCAGACCAGGAGGUUAUUUGCAUAUUCAUCACCCGAGGCAUAUGCACAAGAUGAAGAAUAUCUUAGAAUAUGGAGAGAAAUGA
This is a messenger RNA of Linum tenue, 282 nucleotides long. The record is from the annotation of a GenBank genome assembly. Lineage: Eukaryota; Viridiplantae; Streptophyta; Magnoliopsida; Malpighiales; Linaceae.